GACGUCAUUUCCCGUAGGGACAGCUGAUGCCGGAUUUUUCCGCUCUUCUAACGCCUUUCCCUCGAAGACUUGUCGGCGCAAAUACGCUCUGAAAUCUUUUUAUCUGAACAAAGUGUCGGUAUGGUGCACAGAGAAAGCUUAUCGCCUCUGUGGCUCUUAAUGGCUACUGUUGUCGUGGUUAGCGGCUUCUCUGACAUGGAUUCAGGGCCUGGCGCCGGAGGAUCAACGACACAAGCGAACGGAGAUCGCUUCAAAAUCGAGGGAAGAGCAAUAGUCCCCGGCUUAAAAACACAAGACUGGGUCUCUACAGCCAGAGUUUUGGUUGAGGGUGAAGAAUACGUGGGGUUUUUAAGAACUGAUGGGAGUUUCGCCGUGAACGACGUUCCCACAGGAUCUUAUGUUGUCGAAGUUGUUACCCCGACGUAUAGGUUUGAACCGGUGCGUGUUGAUAUCACCUCCAAGGGGAAAAUGAGGGCACGACUCGUAAACUACAUCAAAACGUCGGAAGUGAUUCGUCAGCCAUACCCGCUUCAAAUCAGGGCUUCUGGUCCUCACAGCUAUUUUAUGAAGAGGGAAACGUGGGGGUGGACAGACUUCCUCAUGAACCCGAUGGUUAUGAUGAUGGUUUUGCCCCUGCUGAUCAUUGUUUUGCUGCCUAAGGUGGUCAACACCAAUGAUCCAGAGAUGAGAAAGGAAAUGGAGCAGUCCAUGAACAUGCUGAACCCCAACCCUGAACUUCCGGACGUCUCUGAGAUCAUGACCAAGCUCUUCUCUGGGUCCAAGGGCUCCAGCAAGGCAGGCAGCAGCAGCAGCAGCAAGGGCAGCCGUCCAGCCAUCAAGAGGAGGUAGUACCACACGUCUGCUGAAAGCAAAUGGCAACAUCGAAGCAAGAUUUUUACGUGUCAUCCCCUCCCCGGAUCUAUUGUACAGAUUUCUCUUUCAAUAAAAGUUGUGAGCAAAACUUUUUUUUUCUCAUAAUGCACUGAGUAAAUAACUUGUAAAUGCUGUUAUUUUCGUCUGCUCCAUGUAUACUCCUGAUUUAAAACAGCUUUUUGUCUAAUCUUUUCUGCAACAACCCUUUGUUUUUUUGCCACUGCUGCUAAAUUCCUCUCUAAAGCAGAGCAUAUAUAUAUAUUUGAAGAGAUUUACUCCAUUUUCGGUUCGUUUUAAUCAUCCACCUGAAUGAAAACAAGUUUGAUUUAAAGAUUCAAGAAUGCCUAUUUAAAAUUCUAUAUAAAUUACAAAUGUACUGAACCGUUGCUUUUUUAUUUCCGAUCUCUCUGACCUUGUCACACGUUGAAUCAUUGUGCCGCACUGUAUGACUUUAAUUCACAUACUGUACAUUUUGUGCCUGAGGUGUAAACAUUAGAAAACAGUCACUGGCUUUGAAAGAACUGUGAGGUUGGUUUUCAGAUUUCUGCAGAGAUCUGGUUUUACUUUAAAAAAAAAUGGAAUAUAAAGUCAAAAUUAAAGUUAUUAACAUA
Messenger RNA from Nematolebias whitei (Rio pearlfish), 1484 nucleotides. RefSeq names its product ER membrane protein complex subunit 7b (gene emc7b). Gene Ontology annotation, cellular component: EMC complex. The record is from RefSeq and is a predicted model, not a curated record. Bases 121 to 849 code for a protein of 242 amino acids. The transcript has 5 exons. Gene Ontology annotation, molecular function: carbohydrate binding. Lineage: Eukaryota; Metazoa; Chordata; Actinopteri; Cyprinodontiformes; Rivulidae.